This is a messenger RNA of Sebastes umbrosus (honeycomb rockfish), 3836 nucleotides long. It is a transcript of the gene loxl1, whose product is annotated as lysyl oxidase-like 1. Gene Ontology annotation, molecular function: copper ion binding; protein-lysine 6-oxidase activity. The record is from RefSeq and is a predicted model, not a curated record. Bases 413 to 2218 code for a protein of 601 amino acids. The transcript has 8 exons. Lineage: Eukaryota; Metazoa; Chordata; Actinopteri; Perciformes; Sebastidae. Gene Ontology annotation, biological process: peptidyl-lysine oxidation.
AGCUUGCAGUCUUGCAGUGCACAGGCACUUCUUUCCAGAAGGCAGAGAGCAAUGCUCAGUCUAGUGACAGGCGAGCCAGCAGACCGACAAGAAGUCAGGACAUAUUCUCAUAGCACUAACAGACGGUAACACCACCAGUGGGUCUUCUGAAGCCCACUUUCACUCUCCUGGGUGUGAUUGCUCCUGAAUGCACAUUCAACCUCCUCCUGGAUGUGAAGAAGUGCAGAUGCACUCAACCACAGGCUCACUUUUCAACCCUGCGUCUGUCUCAACCCUCCCACCAAAGCUGUACCCACGGGAAGAGGAUACACAUGUUUUAUUGACGGAGCUACAGGUGGUUUGAGUUUGAGCUUGUUGGUGGACUGGAGGGUUUUUUUCCUCUGUGGUGAGCUGUGGCGUCUUUGGAGCCAGUAUGUUGCCUAUUGUUGUGGCAUGUUUGGUAUUAGUCCUGCUGGGCUCAGGGCAGGCUCAGGUUGCCACACAGACUCAGGAGCAGAGUCAGAGUCGGGGCCAGGGCCAGGGCCAGGGCCAGGACGGCUCUGCCGCUCCUUGGAGGCAGGUGAUUCAGUGGGAGAACAAUGGCCGGCUGUUUAGCCUGUUGAACAGUGGAGCCGAAUACGUCCCUGCCGGCGCAGGGUCCCAGGACAGAGGUCCCAGGGUGGUUUUAUCAGACACUCGUCCACGCUCUUCACAUAGACCUCAGGGAGGCAAUGUCCGCCGACAGGCUCCGCCGAGAGGAUCCUCCGAGACUGUCCGUGGGCAGGCAAGGCAUCCUUUUGGCUUUGGGCAAGUGCCUGAUAACUGGAGACAAACUUCUGGAAGCACAGGGGGUAGCCAGUUCCAAGGAUCCUCUAGCACUCGCUUCAGGCCAUCCACAGGCUCUUCAUCAUCAUCAUCAUCGUCGUCAUCCUUUUCUUCAUCUUCUUAUAAUAUACCAUCCUACCCACAGAACCCAUUUCCUCAACAGCCUCCCUUCCAACCAGGACCUUAUGACUCUAGCUUUAUAGAAGGGCCAGCCAGGAGCUACGAGCCGCCUUUUCAGCCUGUUCCUGGUGGAGGAUACGGCGGAGGAGGAUUUGGCGGAGGAGUAUAUGGUGGUGGAGUAUAUGGUGGUGGUGGUGGAGGCUAUGGUGGUGGACAAGGGUAUGCUGGAGGAGCGUAUGGAGGUGUGGCCCCAGUGGCCCCAGUGCUCCCAGGUUCUCCCUCUGAUUUUACUGACGAGAGCUACCGUUACUACCAGUCUUAUGGCUACGCGCCCAAUCCUGCGGUGCCUGCACGUGCUGCCCCUGCCCAACCAGCGCGUACAGAUGGUCUGGACCACAGAUACACCCAUAGUAUCUUCAACGGGGGGUCUGGUCCUGCUGUCCCUGCUGUCCCUGUCCCCGAUGCCAACCAGGCAGCUCCCGUGAUAGUGGACAGGACAGGAGCAGCUGGUCAACCCCAAGUCGGGAGCCCUCAGUAUGAGCAGUUUCCUCCAUACGGAAGACCCCAGCCCCCUUUCCAGCAGCCCGUUCCUCCAGGCAGAAAUUCUCCAAACUCUGGCCUCGAGAACCCCAGCGUUAAUGUCGGGAGUGUAUACCGACCAGAACAGAGAGGUUUGCCAGACCUGGUUCCUGAUCCCAACUAUGUCCAGGCUUCCACAUAUAUCCAGAGAGCCCACAUGUAUUCUCUCCGCUGUGCCGCUGAGGAAAAAUGUCUAUCAAGCUCCGCCUAUGGCCCCGAGACCACCGACUAUGAUGUAAGGGUUCUACUGCGAUUCCCACAGAGGGUGAAGAACAAGGGGACCGCCGACUUCAUGCCGAACAGGCCACGUCAUACCUGGGAGUGGCAUAGCUGUCAUCAGCACUACCACAGUAUGGAUGAGUUCAGCCACUAUGAUUUACUGGAGGUCAGUACCGGCCGUAAAGUGGCGGAGGGACACAAGGCGAGCUUCUGUCUGGAAGACACCACCUGUGACUUUGGUCACCUGAAGCGCUACGCCUGCACCACUCACACUCAGGGUCUGAGCCCGGGCUGCUACGAUACAUACAAUGCUGAUAUUGACUGCCAGUGGAUCGAUAUCACAGACAUCCAGCCUGGAAACUACAUACUAAAGCUCACGGUUAAUCCCAAAUUCUUGGUGCUGGAAUCAGACUUCACCAACAACGUGGUCAGGUGUAAUAUACACUACACAGGACGGUUUGUUACAACAACCAACUGCAAGAUAGCACAGUCUUGAUCAGGCACUGGAAGUCUGCCACACUAGAGUGACCCUGAUUGCUAUUCCAUUGAAAUGUGAAUGGAAUCCAUUUGUUGUUGGUUCAUUGUUGAUGUUGUUUGUCUCUACUCUUUUGUGCUGUCUCGGUAUCCUGAGCCCAGGGCAAACAAGGCUUCUAGUGGCACUGAAAAGAAUGUGGGGGUUUAAAGUAGACGCACACACACCUUUGCAUAAUGCAUAUAUUGCACGUUGAUAUCCCAGUAAUGAAUCAACAGUUCACAUCCCUGCGAUCAUACGUUAUAAUAUUGUCCUACACAUUUCUCAUAUUGCAGUCUGGUUUGGUUAAUGCUGGGACACAUCAUUGACUUUCAAAAGAGCUGUUUACUGUAUCUGCACACAAACAUCUUUGCACACCCCCGGCAGAGUGGCUCCGUUUGAAUUAUAAAUAUAGCGUGAAACGUUGCCGGUUGCUGAAAUGAGCGGUUCCAGACAAGUCAGGGUUCAGCUGCGAUCCAACAAAUAAAAUUAGGGGACAAAGUCUUCCCGGCUGCAUUCAUCCAUGCUGUGUGGGGACAGACAGAGAUGCCCAGUGACUCAGAAGAACUAUAAUGUGUUAGUUUUUCUCUCUUCACUGCCUCAGUGGGUCAGGCUGGGAUACUGUGACUCUCUGGGAACAUCCUGUUUAAUGUUGUGUUAACAGCAAGAGGAAGACAGCAGGUCAUAUUUGCAUUUGUCAACUCCAUCAAAUUAUAAGUCAACAUAAAAACAGACUGUCAGUACUGGGCGCUGCACUCCUCUAAAUCCUUGCAUAAUUGUGUCGUGUCCCCAUUCGUCCUCUCUUAUUUCAGUAAAAACAGGAAGCUCAAAUGGCAGAAAAGGGUGUUUUCCAGAAAACAAGACUCACAGUAUGUAAGCUGUAUAUUUACACUGUCUUGGGGUCUCUUCUUCUACUACCAACACUGGUCAGAUGGCACAUAGGUCAUCUACACCUUUUGAAGAAUGUGUAUACAAAUAUUCCACUGAUGCAUGACUUUAAUGAUGGAGAUUGUUUUAACUGAUUGUACUUUGUUUAUCCAGUUUGACCUGAUACUGUAAUUUGUGAAAUUCAAUGAACUUAUAUAUAUGUUUUUUCUUGAUAAUCUGAAUUAUUCAAAAUAGUUGUUGAAAAAAACACUACUGCUACAGACUAAGUAUUAUAAUGCAGAGCGUAAGAAAGCCGUCUCCACCUACCUCUCCAACUGAGUCAGCUGUUGUUUCCUGUUAAGUGUUUGGUUUCCAUUGGAAAUCCCUGCAGUGGUUCACUGUAGCCUCCUACCACUGUGUUGCAGCACACAGCUAAAACCCACAAAUCUGUUGAAUAUAUCAAAAAUCAUCUGGGAUGAAAACAAUGAUUUAGUAAUUAAGGAAAAAGACUUAAAAUUAGAAUCCUUAAGAUUGGUUGGUUUGGCGACACCUGUGGUUACUGAUGGUAACAGCAAGUGCGGUUUAAUACUAAAUCAAAUCAGUGGGCAUCUCCGGGGUCUGUAAAGUGAAGCCAAUGCGGAAGUGCCUUAAAAUUGCAUUCUUUCUAAUAGCCAGCAGGGGGCGACUCCUUUGGUUGCAAAAAGAUGUCUGAUUGUAUAUCUUCAAUACAGCAUGA